Molecule: messenger RNA, 519 nt
Organism: Rhopalosiphum maidis (corn leaf aphid)
Lineage: Eukaryota; Metazoa; Arthropoda; Insecta; Hemiptera; Aphididae
Product: elongation factor Tu-like
Exons: 2
Coding region: 1-519 (172 amino acids)
Biological process (GO): translation
Cellular component (GO): translation release factor complex
Molecular function (GO): translation release factor activity; GTPase activity; GTP binding
Source: RefSeq, a predicted model, not a curated record
AUGAAAUUAUGUAUUAUUCGUUUUAAUUCUUUAGAAAGAGAAAAAGGCAAAACUGUUGAAGUUGGUAGAGCAUAUUUUGAAACCGAGAGAAAGCAUUUUACUAUAUUGGAUGCACCUGGUCAUAAAAGUUUUGUGCCCAACAUGAUUGGUGGAACUGCUCAAGCUGAUUUAGCUGUUUUGACGACUGAAACGAUUGAUACCGGGAAUAUGGUUGUAAUUUUUCUACCGCAACGGAUAUUGAUACGCAUCGAAUAUUGGGAUAUGGUCGAUAGGGUGAACGCCGCGAAAUACAAUCAACGGCCAUGUCCCUUGGUAAAUUGUACUGACCAGAAUUAUUUGGUUUGGGGACAAGAAAGUCACUUGAUCACCAGGUUUGAAAUGGACGACGGCGACGAAUACUACGUGUUAACGACAUGCAGCCUCGACGAAGUACACCGGUACAACGGUCUUACCGUAUUCUUCUACAGCCCGUCGCCAUGGCGCGAAAUCGUAAGUCUAAUUAAUAAUGCUCCAAAGUAG